Molecule: messenger RNA, 780 nt
Organism: Mixia osmundae IAM 14324
Lineage: Eukaryota; Fungi; Basidiomycota; Mixiomycetes; Mixiales; Mixiaceae
Exons: 2
Coding region: 21-617 (198 amino acids)
Source: RefSeq, a predicted model, not a curated record
GUUCUUCUCGACAGCCCAAGAUGCAAGAUCCACCUGAUGCAAUGAUAACACUUCAUGACUAUGUGCAGUUCAUUACCACCACGGCAGCCUGCGCAUGGAUGACGAAACGCUCAGAUCUGAGAUUGCCGUGCACACUAAGGACCCAAUAUGUCCCAGCUCGGCCGUUCAAAAUCGGACCGCGCGACAACAGCAAUAUCUUUGCAGCAAGGAGGCUGUCGGCUUUGCCAAAAGCUUGCAUCGGCAGACGGAGCGCUUUCGGCAAGAACAGCACAAGCGUCGGCUAUCUUUGGGGUUCAGGCAGCAGAAUAGUCAGAGGUUUCACGACGAACAGCGACCGCCAGUCGUUAUACAUGACUGUAGCGUACACGAUUAUAUUGAUCAUCUGGACGAGUUGGCAUGAGCGGCAUGGUUGCAGACAAGCAGAUCCGCACAUCAACACAAUGGUGCAUGCUGUAGCUGUCUCCCUUCCAAGCGAAUUUACAAUGCUUUCAAGCGAAGUUAUUAGCCGAGCUCGACAGACAUUCGCAAGCGAUCAGUCUCCAGACUCGAAUAGACUUGACGCUUCGCUCGGCUGCAUCAUGGUCGCUUGCCGUUUGUACCACAUCGAGAGCGAUUAGAGAAGCAUGACCGCUCAUUGUCCCGAAUCAUGUGACUUGCAUCAAAGUGCUCUGAUACAUGCCUCGUUCAUAAGCUCACCCGCUAGAGAUUCUUUGCAUACAAUCGAAAUCUCACCCUGCCUUAAUGUUACUUGCUCAACAACAUCGUGCAAGUUGCUCGCGA